GUUCACGCUAACAGGACAGGAAGAAGCCCUUCACCCGCGUGCGUAAAACACCAGAAUCUCGCUAAGACUGCUGUCCGUACAUCAGACCGAAACCACACUUCUUUCCGGAUCUAAAGGAGUCAGGCCUCGGCGGUUUCGUUUUGACUCUAAACCCAUCGUAAAGGACGCGAAGAGAAAAACAAAAUAUUCGGGGCAAUCGUUAUUCACAAGAAAACCGCAAAGAUGUCUUCGUUCACGCGUUUGCGCUGACAUUAGAGUAGCGGGCUACUGAAAUGUGUACUGAAAAUUAAUAAAACAGGUUAUGAUAUAUGCUGAUAAAAUGCAUUAUUUGGCUGCAUGAAAACAUUUAAAGCAUACAGUCGUAAAUUAGAACGGAUUACGUUCAUAUGCGAAAUAAAACUGUUUGCAUAAAACUGAAAGACGACGGAGGCGUGCGCGUUCACAGGCGCGCGUGCAUGCGCGUGGAGAGAAGUUCAGAUCAUCUGACUGAAAGUCGCGUCGUGCGUAAUGUCGUGACAAAUCCUCUUGUUCAAAAUAGACUGUAAUUACUUAAAUAACUCAAUAGAGGCACGGGAACGCUCUUCCGAACGGUUUUGGGAAAUUAGUUUUAUUUGCGGGAUUUUUUUUUUCUCCAGGAACGUUAAGUGAUGUCAGAGAAGAUCUUUUACGCCUUUGUUUGGUUCUGCUUGCUUUUUGGUGGCAGAUCUGGUGUGUUUGGUGUCGACACAGGUGAAAUAAUAACAGCGACAGAGGGAGAUUCUGUCACUCUACGAACUGAGAUAAAGAGGGACGAUGAACUGUUUUGGAUGUUUGGACCUCAAGAGCUUCUCAUUGCUCAAGUCAAUAAGGAGGCUGGUGUCUUCAAAGUGCAUGAUGGUGCUGAUGGGAGAUUCAGAGGCAGACUGGUUCUGAACUAUGAAACUGGAUCUCUGACCGUUAAAAACAUCAGACCUGAACAUGCUGGACUUUACACACUACGGGUCAUUACUGAUACAAUCUCAUACAAAACAUUCAAAGUUUCUGUAUAUGCUCGUCUUCCCGUUCCUGUCAUCAGCAGAGACGUUUCACAGUGUUCUUCAUCUUCAUCGGCCUCGUCGGCGUUCAGAUGUCUCUUGCUGUGUUCGGCGGUGAACGUGAGUCAUGUGACUCUCUCCUGGUACAAAGGAAACAGUUUAUUGUCCAGCAUCAGUGUGUCUGAUCUCAGCAUCAGUCUCUCUCUACCUCUGGAGGUGGAACAUCAGGAGAAAAACACCUACAGCUGCGUGAUUAACAACCCCAUCAGAAACCAGACCACACAUCUGAACAUUAAUGAACUUUGUUGGCCAUGUCCAGCUCCUCUGCAGAUUCCUGUCAUCACCAGAGACCCUCCAACAUGUUCUUCAUCGGUUCCACGACAAAACUGUUCAUUUCUGUGUACGGCACUGAACGUCAGUGAUGUGACUCUCUCCUGGUACAAAGGAAACAGUUUAUUGUCCACCACUAGAGCAUCUGAUCUCAGCGUCGACCUUUCGUUACCUCUGGAGGUGGAAUAUCAGGAUAAAAACACCUACAGCUGUGUGAUCAACGACCCCAUCAGAAACCAGACCACACAUCUGGACAUCACUGAACUCUGUCGGCCAUGCGCAGGCCACGUCCACUGUUGUGGUUUCACUGAGACUGUGUUUCGAUUAGCCGGCUCUGUUCUGGUUGGCCUGGCUACUGUUGCCGUGCUGGUUUAUGACGUCAGAUCAAGACGAUCUUAUCAGAAGAGGAGAGCGCAGACAUAUGCAGAAGCAGAUGAAUAUGAUGACGUUGCAUCAGGUGACUAGCGGGCGAUAAUGUCGCCCCUGUUCUUUAUUAAUUUUAGGAAUAUAAAUCAACAAUAUUCCAGGGUGAAUGUAUCUCAUUAUCAGUUGACAGCUUAUGUUUUUUUUUUUCUUCCACUUUUUAAUGCAUUUUUACGUAUUUUUGUAUCUUUAUUGGUUUAUAUUUUUUUAGCAUUUAAAAAUGUUUUUAUAAGAAAUACUUUAUAUGGUAUGAAAAACACGUUUUAUUUUUCAUUUUAACUGUAAUAUCCUGCAAAUGCAUUACAAAUAAAAAAAAUUGU
Molecule: messenger RNA, 2086 nt
Organism: Puntigrus tetrazona (Sumatra barb)
Lineage: Eukaryota; Metazoa; Chordata; Actinopteri; Cypriniformes; Cyprinidae
Product: SLAM family member 9
Exons: 5
Coding region: 648-1808 (386 amino acids)
Source: RefSeq, a predicted model, not a curated record